GGCUAGGCCUGAGAUUCAAUUUGUUUAUGUCACGUCAACCGCGACCGGAGCGUUGCAGCUUGGCGCAUUAACUUUGAUGCCAACCUCAAGGUACCAUCUCACUCGAGGGCAGGUAUCUCAUGUUAAUGAAAAGCAACACAGCGGAGGCAGCCGAGCUUGACAACAGAGAAGUCCGCCUGUAAAGACGCCAUUGGACAUCAUGCGCUUUCCCAUUGCUUCGACACACAAAAUCUCAUAGCUCUGUCACAAACGCACCCGUAAUUACUGCACCCAAUACAAGCCGUCAGCCAGUUUAAACACCUAAACCACAUUGACCGGACCACCCACUAGACCCGCCACAUUUGUUACCUUGCCGCCCAUUGAAUUGGUUCUCGUCAACGGUAUACGGGCUCCAGACUCCCGCGACGCGAACCUAGGCGUCAUGCUGUCAACUGCCACCGACGUUGGCUCGGCGCCAAAACGGAAGAUCGCAAACACGUACGGGAAGAACCGAAAUCGAAAUGCGGUGCCCGGCGCAGAGGGUGCUUCGUCCAGCAAGCCCGCACCAUCCAAGCCAACGUCGCUGUCGAGGCCAAAGCUAAAGGGCGAAAAUGCGUCGGCGAACGCCCCCGCAACUGCCUCAUCGCCAGACGAUGAGGAGGGAGACCCAUAUGACUUCCCAGAUGAUACCGCCGCUCCCGUGGUGAAGAAACACUCUAGCUACCGCUCUGUCGCAAAACCCGCGCAAACACCCGCCGCGUCCGGCUCUUCUCUAGACCCUAAAGCCACUAUGAAAAGAAAACCAACACACCCUCCAGGUGCUAGGUUACCCAAGAAACAGAGAUCUUCAAGUCCUGAUGUGCUGCCUGAAUCACAACCCUCGCCAAAGCCAUCAAUAGCGGAUCGUCAACCGCAACUAAAAUCUAAGAUGGGAAAGGGAAGUUCCCGUCUCCUACCGUCAGAUGCUGCUGCUACUGGUGCUGCUGCUGCCAGCUCUUCAUCGAGCAGCUCAACCGCGGGAAAUGAAAGGCAACGAUCCAUUCCCAUUCGUCCAACGAGAAACUUGGAGAAACCAAUACUCAAAACCCAGAAGAACCCUCCGGUCGAUUCUCAUCCUUUUGACUCCGUUGGUCCUGCAGCUGAGGUGACAUUAGGGGAACGUACAACUCGGAGACGAAGUCCAGAAAAGCAACCAAGACCUACGCCGAAAAAAGAUACCGUGUCCUACAGCAGCGCGUCACAUGCGGGUAUUGCUAAGUUGCAGAGGCCAGCGCAGUCUUUAACUAGGAAGACUGUUUCCUCCUUUGAUAUUAGCACAACAACGACACCUCCUGCCAAACGCAGACCGCGGCUCAUUGACACGCUCAAAGCUCAGGCUGAGAACAACUCAUCUUCAUCCUCGGAAGAGGACGAGGACGGGUUCAGGGAAACUCCUCGGAGUCGCAGCAGGGAGCACGUCCAUGAUCUCAAAGCUUCGCAGACGUCAAGUCCCCAACCCUCACAGCCUUCAGAGACACCAAGGGCACGAACGUUGACACGACACGGCUCAAUGCCAAAGAAGCCAGGCCUCAAGUAUACCUAUAGCCAGCAGCGGACCAUGCUUGCCGACGACUCUAUGCUGGAUGGUCUUGACCCCCUCAAGGCUGAGGAGCUAGCAUUCUCACAGCCGCUGCUGGCACCAAGCGAGCCACAAGCGAGCGCCUACGACUUCGACGAUGGCCUGGUAGAAGAUGCGGCCGCUUCAGGGGCUGUGCGUGGCAUUCACGAGUUACGAAGGGCAGGGGCGAACAACAGAACAACAGACGAAAUGAACGACAUUUUAGAUAGAAUUGGAGUGCCUAGCGCUAAGGCUUCCUCGGUAAGAAGAAGCGCACUGCUUGAGAUGGCUACUCAGGUUCAGGAUAAGACGUUCCGUCGGCAGUUCCUCAUCCACGACAAUGGUACGACAAGUCUGCUCAAAGGCAUCGGCAAUGAGACGGAUCCAAUCGCUGCAUAUCUGAUUACUGCCAUCCUCACUACACUAUUGGCAACUGCAACAUCCUCUCAUCUCAGCCGCCAACUGCAGCUUGAAGAUGUGGCAAAAGUCAUGGAGCUUUUACUUAUUUACGAAAAGGAUAUUGCUGUAUUAGCAAAGGAUCGCAAAAGUAAUCUUUCAAAGUUCACGCAAAACACGCUUAUGCGCGUCAGGGACUCUUUGUUACAGAUGAAAAUUUGGGAGCCAUCAACGUCGCUUUCUCAACUAUCACCUCGGACCCUGGCAUUGAUGUGUAUGCAUCAAAUACAACAACAGACGCCGGUGGAAGAGCUAUUGUCGGCAGAUCUUACCGUUCAACUCUUUGAGAUCCUGGCAGCGCCUGCCGAGCGCCGCGAGGCACUCAGCUGGGAUUCGCCUGGGCAAGCCGAGCCUAUGGAUAUAUUUCUCGUCCUUUCCAUCUUAGUGGCAUACUCACCUGAAGUUGUGGAAUCGGAGGCCGCCGCGGCGUGGAAUAUGAAGCAUUUACCAACAAUUGCCAGCGUCUUGGAAAUAUCGCUGUCCCAGAGGAUAGAUCAAUUAGGAGAUCUCGAGAUCCUUAUUCUUCAGUUGACUCUAAACACUUCCAAUGGCAACCAGACAGGUCAGACCAUAUUGCUGGAGAAGGGGCUUUUACGCAACUUGGCGCAGGCGGCACAUACAAUGUUCGACUCGGUCUUGCAAUCGAUAACGAACAACACAUUUGCCAAACCCGUUAUCGAUACGUUGACUAUUCUUUUGGGUCUUAUGAUCAACUUAUCGGAACAUUAUGAGCUUGCUGGUACGACAUUGAAGGAUUUUGAGCCAUUUGACCAACUUAUCAGCUUCUUCCAUAGCUACAGUUCCAGGACGCAAGAGGCUGAUUCGGAAGAGAAGGCCUCGCUCAACGUUGCCUUUGGAUAUCUCGCUGUUUUGCUAGGCUGUCUAUGCCGACACAGGCCUACACGGAAGAGAUUUGAGGCGCUAAAUUCGAGCAAGACUAUCAGACCUCUGAUCAGUGCAAUACAGGAAUUUGCCAAACAUCUCGAGACUACACAUGCGAAAUUUGGCGUUGAGGGAGACCCUAAUGCACUCUCUCAGAUUGAGCGCCUGCGCAUUCUCAUCGAUGAAUUGGAGGGCAUUUAGAUGAUAUCGCAUCGAGUUGUCAUACAGGCACUGGAAGCCCAGGAGGUACUCUUACCGUGUGGUGAGACGAGCUGCUUGUCGGCAUGGUUGAUUGUUUGGAGUUGGGUUUGUAUGUAUAUACGAGCUGGCAUGUUCGACAACUAUUUAUUUACGAAACACAUUGAAAGCAAUAGAUUUGGCGUUCCUCAAUUGAAUAUGAAAUCGCCCACUAUA
This is a messenger RNA of Pyricularia oryzae 70-15, 3328 nucleotides long. RefSeq lists its product as uncharacterized. Bases 422 to 3115 code for a protein of 897 amino acids. The record is from RefSeq and is a predicted model, not a curated record. Lineage: Eukaryota; Fungi; Ascomycota; Sordariomycetes; Magnaporthales; Pyriculariaceae. The transcript has 2 exons. Gene Ontology annotation, biological process: regulation of chromosome condensation.